This is a messenger RNA of Athalia rosae (coleseed sawfly), 1846 nucleotides long. Its product is annotated as venom acid phosphatase Acph-1-like. The record is from RefSeq and is a predicted model, not a curated record. Gene Ontology annotation, molecular function: phosphatase activity. Bases 464 to 1567 code for a protein of 367 amino acids. NCBI's taxonomy places the organism in Eukaryota, Metazoa, Arthropoda, Insecta, Hymenoptera, Athaliidae. The transcript has 5 exons. Gene Ontology annotation, biological process: dephosphorylation.
UUACUAAUUACAAGAUAAGAAUCGACUGGGUUUGAAGUAUAUUUAGUUCCGAAAGCUGUUAUUCUACACAGAGACAUGAAUUUCAGUCAGCGCGUGGACUGAGGUCGUGAAAGUAAACGGAGUAUGAGCGCAUUGAUAGAGGAUGACAUUGACAUCGGAUUCCUAUAGACACCGUGCAUAUAUUUGUCGAUACGGCAUCAAAGGGGCGGAUAAGCCGGUCGCGACUGAUGAGUUGUCUGUAAGAGGAUAAAGUUGUCAAUCUUGUUAUAAAUACCGAACCCGAUCAUUCCGCUCCUGCAGUUGAUUUAGCUCCAGUGAUUUAUCGAACUCCACCAAUGUGUCAUGGCUAUUUGAUACUCGAUGAAUAGUGUUCGCAAAUAAUUCGGAAAACCUGUGGAAAUUUUCGUCACAUCAUUUUUCUUAUGAAAGAAGUUCGAUAUUUGGUUUGAGUGUCCGAUUUAAAAUGAGAGCCUUGAAAGCUUUGAUUUUGUGUUGUUUUAUCUCGAUCUCCGGUAACACUUGUGCUGGAGAGUUGAACUUGAUUCAAGUGAUAUUCAGACACGGUGACAGAACACCUAAUGGUCAGCUCGUAUCCUACUACCCUGCAGACCCGUAUGCAAAUGAGACCUGGUAUCCGGAUGGAUGGGUUAGUCUUACCAAUGUUGGCAAAAGAAGGGCUUACGAUCUCGGUGUCUUUCUGAGAGAAAGAUACGGCAACUGGCUGGGUGACGUUUAUCUCAAAGACGAGGUGGAGUUCAGGAGCAGUACUUACGACAGGACAAUGAUGACGGCGCAGCUCGUUGCCGCUGGACUUUUCCCGCCGAGCGAAAUUCAGAGGUGGCACCCAGAGUUGAAUUGGCAACCGAUACCCGUGUUUUCGGAUCCCAAAUCUACGGCUGAUCUAUACGACACGCGAAAUACGUGCCAGAGACUGGAAGCCAUGCGAGAUGAAUUGACGCGAACCGAUCCACAUUUGCUACAACGCGCCGAAGAAUCGAAGGAAUUCUACGAUUUCCUAACUCCGCAUGUUGGCAAAACCGUGGGACAGCUAGAAACUUGGGCUACUUAUCAUCAGCUUUUGUCGCAGUCCCAUGGAAAUUUGAAAUUACCUGAGUGGACGACGGGCAUUUUUCCGGAAGGGCAAAUGGAGAGGAUUGCCGCUUACCAGUACGUAAUUGAAUCUUACAACAAGUCGAUGAUUCAAUUAGGAGGAGGUCGAUGGGUCAAUGAUUGGUUGAAAAAUGUCGAUAAUUAUUUGAACGAGACGUCAGGCUCGCAGCAAAAGGCGUUAUUCUACGCGGCACACGAAACUAAUAUCGCCUCAAUUCUGGUGGCACUUGGAGUUUUUGAAGAACACGUUCCAUCUUACUGUAGCACGAUCAUAUUCGAACUUUCAAAAGUAGAGGAGGAAUACUACGUCAAGGUUUCGUACAAAGACGGAGAUGUCCUCCAAGAAUUAGUCAUUCCUGGAUGUGAAGUUUCGAAUUGCCCCCUAGAAACGUUUCGGCAAAUGGUGAAAGACGCCAUUUAUACCGGUGAUUUGGAAAUGGCGUGCAGAUUAAAUUAAUGCAUUAGUAAAUACACAAAUUAGUCAUGCACAUUGCAUACUGUAUUUUAAUAAUGGAACAUGGACGUAUCAUCCCUUGAGGAGUCUACGAAAUAAAUAGUAAUCGAGAAUUCUGUACCAAAAUGUUGAAAAAGCUAAAGAUUGAAGUUUAUCUUUUUCCAAGAAGUCUGAUUGUCCCAUACAAGUAUAGAGUAUGAAAUAGCCAAACCUUAAGAAUACGAAGCGACUUACAUCGUAACGUGUAAAUCAAAUAAAAGUUGUCGUCCGAUAAAUAACGAA